This is a messenger RNA of Lampris incognitus (smalleye Pacific opah), 3810 nucleotides long. RefSeq names its product carboxy-terminal domain RNA polymerase II polypeptide A small phosphatase 1-like. Gene Ontology annotation, molecular function: RNA polymerase II CTD heptapeptide repeat phosphatase activity. NCBI's taxonomy places the organism in Eukaryota, Metazoa, Chordata, Actinopteri, Lampriformes, Lampridae. Bases 448 to 1236 code for a protein of 262 amino acids. The transcript has 7 exons. The record is from RefSeq and is a predicted model, not a curated record.
CACUUUAAGGGACCGUCGUCAAGUUCGUCGACGGAUCGCUUUGCAGGCUGUUCCGCCGGGGAGCGUCGGCUUAAGUCGCUGCGCUUUAAAUGAAACGGGGGAGCCUUGAAACCCCCCCCCCCAUGUUUGUAUCUCGAAAGUGGGAGCGGAGCGCCGAACUCCAUAUUGAAUCAGAGUCGCCAACUCCUUUGCCAAAUGUUUUCACUACUUUCAAACUUGGUUUUCGGAGAGGGAGCUUAGCGAAACCCCGCCGACGCCAUCCGAUGGACGCCGUGUACGCGUCGUGCGGUUUCCCGGGGAUCUCCGCUCUGCGCCGGGGGUGCGCGCCGCUGGCCCGCUGAAGGCGUCCGGACGGGCAGUUUUGCGGGGAAAGAGAAAGAGAGAAGAAGAAGAAGAAGAGAAGGACUUUGAAGUGUGCGUCAAACUUCAGGAUCAAACGCCGAUGUGAUGGACAAUCCGUCCUCAGUCAUCACGCAAGUCAGUCGCGACGAAGACGCAAACAAAGCAACAAGAGAGAGGGGUUCACUGGCUUCCCCGUCCUCCAAGAAACCCAGAAGUCGCGGCUUUCUCUCCAGCCUGCUCUGCUGCCUUCGCCGGGACCAGGCCGAGCCCCCGCCGGUCAACAAUAACGCCCCUCUGCUGGUGGAGGAAAAUGGCACAUUACCCAAGAUUCAGGCCAAGCCACUGCUGCCCCCAGCAAAGUCGAAAGACUCUGGAAAGAUCUGCGUGGUCAUAGAUCUGGACGAGACCUUGGUUCACAGCUCUUUCAAGCCAGUGAACAACGCAGACUUCAUCAUUCCAGUGGAAAUUGAUGGAACGGUACACCAGGUGUAUGUGCUAAAGAGGCCGCAUGUAGACGAGUUCCUGAAGAGGAUGGGGGAGCUGUUUGAAUGUGUCCUGUUCACUGCCAGCUUAGCCAAGUAUGCAGACCCUGUAUCUGAUCUGCUGGACAAGUGGGGUGCCUUCAGAUGCCGCCUGUUUCGAGAGUCGUGUGUCUUCCACCGAGGGAACUACGUCAAGGACCUGAGUCGUCUGGGGCGCGACCUCAACAAAGUCAUCAUCGUCGACAACUCCCCCGCCUCCUACAUCUUCCACCCGGAUAACGCAGUGCCUGUGGCCUCGUGGUUUGAUGAUAUGUCCGACACGGAGCUGCUUGAUCUCAUCCCCUUCUUUGAGAGGCUGAGUAAAGUAGAUAACAUCUACACGGUCCUCAAGCACCAGGAGACCGCAAGCUAGCAGUGUCACUGUGCAUCUCGGUGCGGAACAAAAAUGAUUACAGGUAUCAGUACGUCAGUUCGGCAUCAGCCCGGCCAGCAUACGCCAUCCAUCAAACCCAAACCGACAGCUCAAACGCUGACAAGGCCAUUCCCCUCAGCACCGUUACUGCCCCCCACCUCCCUCAUGGUAAAACGGACAACUGCCCGACAUUUGUGUCAUAACUUCCCCUUUCCAGCAAUCUCUCCCUAUUGUGAAUGGACAGAUAUGAAUGAGUAGAUGGAUGGAUGGAUGUGAUGGAUAAGGAGUUCAUAUUCAGCACCUUUUGAUGACAUCUCAUUGAACUUGUGGUAAAAGUACAAUAUUGCAGCAGCCUCUGCACAGAAGCUGGGUACUGGAAACUGAAUUGUAUUAUCGAGGAUGCAAUACGAUCCAAUCUAAAGAAAGAAAAACAAGCAGAAAUGGUAAGCUCAUUUACAAUGGAAGCUAUUUUGGACAGUUUUUUUUUUGUGUGUGUGUGUGCAAACAAGCUGAAUCUUGCUAAUGAAAAAGCCAAUUGGACAUUUAGAUCAAACAUUUGUAACGGCAUUAUUUUUGACACACAUCCUUAUCUGUAGUGGGGUUUUUUUUACACUACUUUUUAUUUUUUACCUCUUUUUCUCAAGUAUGGAGACCCAUUUGAUGAUCUCCCUUGUCUACAACAGAACACAUGUGAUCUGCCGGUGUCAUAUACCAUCAUUUUAGCAUCUUCAGGAUCUGAGAUGCGAUCGCUUCUCUGGAUUUGAUCAGGAGAGAGUUUGUUUUGUUUUUUUUUUGAAAAAUAAUUUUCAUCUCUAAUCAAAACCCAAGUGGAGUUGUUUUCUAAUGAUCAUUUAACACAACCAUAACAAAAAUUAAUCCAAGACUGUACUGCACUUUACAUGGUGACCUGCAGGAUUGGCUUCGUUGCCAACCGGGUUUAGACGUUGAUUUCUGUAGAGCAGCAGUUGUGUUUGAAACCAGUUUUGAUGCCAAAAGUAAAGAACAGGAUCAGCCAACUGCGUUUGGCAAAGGGACGGCCUUUUCUGAGAAUGUCUAUCCGCUCCAUUUGACGCAUUAAACAUGCACCUAAACCUGACACUAAUCUGCAUAUUGAACAAGUUGCAAAUGGGCGUUAAAAGUGCAGCUAUGAUGCUUACAGGACGUGCAGCUCCGGGGGACUUUGCAAGAGACCGCUUCAUGACGCACAGCGGUAGACCAGUAUCUGUAAGAGGACCAGGAUGUACUUGAUGGAUGUGUGCAAAAAAAAAAAGAAGAAGAAAGUAUUUCUGCAAUCCUGCAAACACUGCCUGAUCGGCCUUCGUUGCCUCGAUGUCUGAUGUUUGGUUUCGGGGCUCGGUCUCUUUUUGUAACCAUCGACAAAACUUGAACUCUCGGUAAGAAUUUAAGGAAUGCAGCUGAACUCCGAAUAAAAAAAAGCUUCAGUACAAAGUCGGUACAUAUUGGCGGGGGGGGGGGGACGGGGACGCUUUUGUUGUUUUGUAGCGUAACUUCUGAGGAGGGAAGGUGCCAAGAACAAGGGCACACAAGAGGCGUUGUGUGCGGCGGUGGCAGGCGCGCCUCCCCGAGUCCCCUCAGCAAACCCUUCGAUCCGGUCUCGACGUGAAGCCCCUUCACCAGGCCGGCGAUAACUGGAGCUCCACGCCAGAUUCACGUGCCGCACACUUCCAGCUUCCGUCUCACCGACUUUGACUUUUCCACUUUUCUCCACAGCAUGUCGAUCACGGACGUUUAGAGGACACUACUCUGGCUUAGUAUGGACAGACGCGAUGGUGGACUUGACUAAGAGCCUUGGCUAGCUGGCUCGUGAGACUUGGAGAGGUGACGUUGGAAAAAAAUAAAUAAAUUGGGCGAGGUCGGCACGGAAAAUCCUCUCAAGAAAUAUUACACUAUUUUUCUAUGUUUAACAAAUUACUGUCAAUCAAAUUUAGAAUUUUUUUUUUAAUGAUAACAGAUUUUAUUCCAGAUUUCUUUUAGUGGAAGAGUCGUCUUCUUCCGGCGCUCUUUUUUUUUUUUCCAAAGGGGAAACGUUGUUCGUGUAAUUGUAAUGCAGGACAUGGUUACCUCACAUGUCAAUAGGAAAUGUAUGGAUAAGAGGAAAAACCAGCAAGUGUGUAAAAAAAUAAAAUAAAUAGUAUCUACCGUUGUAGGCACAUAACAGGGUAAUUAUUUUUGAAACGUGUCUUUCGUGUAAGCCAUCGUUGUGUAUGUCAAUUUAGAUGCAAUUCUGUGUUUUUUGUAAAUCAGGAUUUGGAAGAGAGGCUCGUUGAUGGGAAUUAUGACGUCCGACGCUUGUUUUUUAAACUAAGUGCUCAAUCACUACAGGGCCCAUUUCCCUGUUACUGUACUUCUUACACAUUCAAUAGGUAUGUAUAUUUUGUUUUGCACAGUAAUAAAGCAAACAAAUGACCUUAAUAUAUGGAAUAUUCAUGUUACUGUACUCAAGAUUGAAUAGAUGUAACCUAGUUUAUGGCCCGUCUUUUUAUCAUACCAAAUUGUAUUGAACUGUAUGUAAUAAUGACCUUUUUAUUUCCAUAAAUGCUAAAUGAAAAAUGA